GGCAAAAGGAUUGGCUAUGAGUUCUCACAUCGUGUCUAACCCCUGUCUCGACACAACCCGUGCGAUUCAGCCCGUAGUAAACCCCAUAUGCAUCCCCAUUGGGAUGUCGGACCUUCGUUCGGUAGAACUAUACCCGAAGGCGCGACACGCUUAACGACGUGUUGCAACGUCUCUAGAGUUUGCAAUUCCCCUUCUGACUCUUUCGCCCUCCAUCCAGGAUCCUAGAAGCACUAGGCACCCAUCAGCGUCACUCUGGAAACCCAACAAUGGCCUGUCUAAAAUUCCUGCAAAACGUCUGGCAAAAGACCUUGACUAAAGGGGGCCAUGAUUUCAAUGUCCUCUCAUCUCUUCGUGUAGUUGAAGCCCGUCCAGGAUAUCUGAAGGGCAUUCUGCGCAUUGAGCCCAAGCAUCUCAACAACCACAAUACUAUCCACGGCGGUGCCAUCCUCACACUUACAGACACCAUAACAUCGCUUUCUCUAUCUACCCACGGCCUUUCUGCUCCCACAGGCGUCUCCGUCGACCUCAACACGUCCUUCGUCCGUCCGGGCGGCACAGUUGGCGACGACCUCAUCUGCAUCGGUAUCGUCGAGCAGCUUGGGCGGACUUUGGCGUACACGCGAUGUGAAUUUAGAACGCCUCCGGGGGGCGAAAAGGGCGACAGGUUGGUCGCUUAUGGCGCGCAAACCAAGUUUAUGGGAGGAGCAAAGGCGGUUACCAAGUUUAGUAAAGACGGGGAGACGGAGCUGGGUUUAGAAGAGCAGGCAAAGCUCUAAAAGUAGAGGCUGCAGAAAGAAGUUCUUUAUAUGUAUAGAAUCGGUAGAAGUCUAUUGUGCAUCUUGG
This is a messenger RNA of Cryptococcus amylolentus CBS 6039, 843 nucleotides long. RefSeq lists its product as hypothetical. Gene Ontology annotation, molecular function: fatty acyl-CoA hydrolase activity. The record is from RefSeq and is a predicted model, not a curated record. Lineage: Eukaryota; Fungi; Basidiomycota; Tremellomycetes; Tremellales; Cryptococcaceae. The coding region runs from base 267 to 776 and encodes 169 amino acids. The transcript has 6 exons.